Carica papaya (papaya) is the source of this 483-nucleotide messenger RNA. The record is from RefSeq and is a predicted model, not a curated record. Lineage: Eukaryota; Viridiplantae; Streptophyta; Magnoliopsida; Brassicales; Caricaceae.
UCAUGUGCAGCUGAUUGUUUAUAUUUCUUGUUUCCUAUGUUUUCUUUGCCUUCUCUCUCUGGGGCUUUUCAGGGUAGGGAUAAGACAGCUGAAGAACGAAGGAUUGCAAUUUGCAUCUUUGAUGAUGUUGCUGAGCAGUGUCGUGAGGCAGCUCUUAAAUAUUAUGAAACAUAUCUACCCUUUGUAUUGGAAGCGUGCAAUGACGAGAAUCCAGAUGUCCGACAGGCAGCUGUGUAUGGGCUUGGAGUGUGUGCUGAGUUUGGUGGAUCCGUUUUCAAACCUCUUGUUGGAGAGGCUUUAUCAAGAUUAAAUGUUGUUAUAAGGAAUCCUAAUGCCCAGCAACCUGAAAAUGUGAUGGCAUAUGAUAAUGCUGUUUCUGCCUUAGGAAAAAUAUGCCAGUUUCAUCGUGACAGAAUUGAUUCAGCUCAGGUAUUGAAAUAUUUCCUUCUUAUCUUUCAUGCAUGUUGAUGAUUUUGUUAGUCA